GUAGGGCCUGCAGGGCCUGGGUUCAUAGGCCCAAAAGCAAUAGGCAAUCAGCUGUAAGCCCUGCAAAGCCCAACUGAGUAAGGAUCGCCCCUUACUCUGCAAUCGACUGCAGGCCCUGCAAGGCCUGGGCGCAUAGGCCCAAAGCCUGCACCCUUAGGCCCAGGAGCUUUGGGCCUAUGGGUGCAGGCUUUGGGCCUACUCACCCGGGCCUCUCAGGGCCUCCAGGCUUGGAGCCCGCCUUUCAUUUCAAGUCAGUUUUUGUUUUGUUGAGGGUCUUUCUGUUUUGUGCCAUCCAAAUGGGCGAUACAAAAGAAAAACACAAAUGAAACAUAUGAGACAAAUACUGCACACAUCUCUAAUGGACAUUGAUCAGAAUGCCCUAAAUAACCUAUUUGCUUUUUUCCUAGUAAAGUAAAAGAGGGCUCUGUAUCUCUGUAGGUUAUGAAACUGGAAACGUUUAACUUGUGAAUGCUACAGAUUUAGAGGAAAUCUUACGAGCAUAUGCAUGUAUGACUAGGUUCUGGGUAAAGAUUUUGUUUUAUUCAGCUCAAAUUGUAUCAGAGCUCAUAUCUGAUUAUUCAGACAACUGUAGUAUAAAUAAGCUGGGGAAAAAUAAUGAUCAAACAGUUUGUCUUCCAUUUUUAUAUACUGUUUAAUGAGAAAUGGGGAGUUCUGUAGGUUGUACCUGCAUUCAGCCACAGGGUGGCAAUAUAGGCUAAUACAUAACUGUGUUCAUGUGCAAAGCAAUUCACAGGGAACAAGGGUAGAAUUCUUCCUGAAGUGAGAUAGCUAGCAUCCAUAUGUGAUGCAAUUAUGUUCAGUGUACCGUUCCAAUUAGUAGAACAAAAUUAAUUUCUUCAUCAGUUGAAGUGUGUCAAAAUCUUUAUAUUUGGAUUAAAAUAGAGGGGAAAAGGACAGAGAGCAAGAGGUAUAAACCAUGGAAGACUACUUCAGGAACAAACAAGGUCUGUGUUUUUUACUAUUCUUUUGUGUUACUAAUGUACUGUGUGUCUCAAUUCAUUAUUCUGUGCCUGAAGAGAAGAAAAUUGGCUCUCUUGUGGCUAACGUAUUGAAGGAUUUGAAACUGGGAGUCGGGGAGCUCUCUGCUCGAAGACCUCAGCUAGUAUCUGAAACCUCUAAACAGUAUUUCCGCCUUGAUAUCCACUCUGGGAAUCUGCUCAUAAGUGACAAAAUAGACAGAGAAGCAUUGUGUGGACACACUGAACCUUGUUUACUUGUCUCCCAAAUUGUGCUACAAAAUCCUCUGAAGAUCUAUAGUGUUGAAAUAAAGGUAGAAGAUGUUAAUGACAAUGCUCCCAAAUUCUUUAAGAAUGUUUUCCAGUUUGAAAUUCCUGAGAAUGUUCCUUCAAAUACAAGAUUCCACUUGGAAUAUGCUCGGGAUGAAGACCUGGGAGAAAACAGUAUCCAAAACUACACGCUCAGUCCCAAUGAACAUUUCCACCUGGGUGUGGAAAACAAUACUGAUGGAAGCAAAUAUGUGACUCUCAUCCUGGAGAAAGCUCUGGACAGAGAGAAAGAGAACCAUUUGGGCCUGACACUUACAGCUGUUGAUGGAGGAGUACCCCAGAGAACAGGCACAAUUCAAAUUAAUGUUAAUGUUCUGGACAUCAAUGAUAACUUUCCUGAAUUUACUCAGUCUGAAUACAAAGCAAUAUUGAAGGAAAACUGUCCAAGGGAUACUUUGGUGUCCAGAGUAGAAGCCAGAGAUUUGGAUUUUGGAUCAAAUGCUCAGAUCACCUACUCAUUCUAUCAAAUAACUGAAGAAAUUCAGAGUUUGUUUCAUUUGAAUGAAAUAACUGGAGAAAUCACUGUUUUGGGAGAAAUUGAUUAUGAAAAAGAAACAAAUUAUGAAAUGACUAUUAAAGCAAUAGAUGGAGGAGGACUUUCAGGGCACUGCAAGGUCCUAGUGGAAGUUGGGGAUAUGAAUGAUAAUGCCCCAGAAGUCUCAGUCAUAUCGAUCAACAGCCCUUUGCCAGAGGAUUCUCCACUUGAGACACUUGUUGUACUCUUUAGCAUCAAAGACCAAGACUCUGGAGACAAUGGAAAAGCUCUCUGUUCUGUGGAUAUGAAUUUGCCCUUUGUUUUAAAAGUUACUACAAAUAGUUUUUACCAACUUGUGAUACAAAGUCCCCUGGACAGAGAGAAGUUUGCAGAAUAUAAUAUCACCAUCACAGCAAUAGAUCGUGGAUCUCCUAGGCUCACCUCAACAAGAAUUGUCAAUGUGCAGAUAUCAGAUGUUAAUGACAAUCCCCCAGUAUUUGAAAAGUCUUUCUUUGAAAUGCGGGUACAAGAAAACAAUAUUCCGGGACUGCUCAUUGGCUCAGUCCAAGCUGUUGAUCUGGAUACAGAGCAAAAUGCCAAACUGUCCUAUUCUCUUAUACCUGGGAACAUUGGUGGUGGCCCUGUGGCCUCUUACAUCUCCAUCAACUCUGAAACAGGAAACAUGUAUGCCCUUCGAUCUCUGGACUAUGAGAAAAUUAAAGAUUUCAAAGUCACAGUAAAAGCAACCGACAGCGGCACUCUUCCUCUGAGCUCAAAUGUUGUUGUCCAUGUCGUCAUCACAGAUGAAAAUGACAACACUCCCUUCUUCCUGUAUCCCCUUCAGAACAGCACAUCCCCCUGCAAUGAGCUACUUCCCAAGAUAGCGGAUGCCGGUUACCUGAUCACCAAAGUGGUGGCUGUGGAUGGAGAUUCUGGUCAGAACUCUUGGCUUUCCUAUGAACUCCUGAAGGCCACAGACCCUGGUCUUUUCAGCAUAGGAGCCCAGAAUGGAGAAGUGAAAACUAGGAGACCACUGACUGAGAAAGACACCAGCAAACAAAGGCUUAUUAUUGCAGUCAGGGACAAUGGUGUCCCUCCUCAGACCAGCACUGCAAUGAUCAAUAUUCUUCUGGUAGAUGGCUUUUCUGAUCCUUACUUGAAAGUGGUGGAUGUCCGUCAGCAGGAGCCUGAAGAUGAGGGAACCUUGACUAUGUAUUUGGUGAUCUGCCUGGCAUCUGUCUCUUUUGUGUUUCUGCUCUGUAUUGUUUCCUUUGUUGGGAUCAAGAUGUGCAAGAAAGACCAUGGAAGCAGUUUUAUUGUCGCCCCUCCUCACUUUCCGCCUGCUAUUCCAGAGAACUGUACCGAUUCUCAGAGUGGCUCACUUUCCAGGAAUUAUCAAUAUGAUGUGUGUUUAACGAAUGGAUCCCUGAGCAGUGAGUUCAGAUUUCUCCGGCCUCUCAUUCCUGUUUUUUCUAUGGCGGAUCCAAACAUUGCUGUGAACCACAAUAUCUCUUCUGUUUCCCAAGAUCAUCCUGAGUGUUUGGAUGACAAUAAUGCAAGUGAGCAGGUGAGAAAUUAG
Molecule: messenger RNA, 3361 nt
Organism: Anolis carolinensis (green anole)
Lineage: Eukaryota; Metazoa; Chordata; Lepidosauria; Squamata; Anolidae
Product: protocadherin beta-16-like
Exons: 1
Coding region: 938-3361 (807 amino acids)
Biological process (GO): homophilic cell-cell adhesion
Cellular component (GO): plasma membrane
Molecular function (GO): calcium ion binding
Source: RefSeq, a predicted model, not a curated record